This is a messenger RNA of Penicillium roqueforti, 798 nucleotides long. Its product is annotated as putative cyclin-dependent protein kinase complex component. The record is from RefSeq and is a predicted model, not a curated record. The transcript has a single exon. Gene Ontology annotation, biological process: regulation of cyclin-dependent protein serine/threonine kinase activity. NCBI's taxonomy places the organism in Eukaryota, Fungi, Ascomycota, Eurotiomycetes, Eurotiales, Aspergillaceae. Gene Ontology annotation, molecular function: cyclin-dependent protein serine/threonine kinase regulator activity; protein kinase binding. The coding region runs from base 1 to 798 and encodes 265 amino acids. Gene Ontology annotation, cellular component: cyclin-dependent protein kinase holoenzyme complex; nucleus.
AUGGCCACCGCCGUAACGCAAACCACAACCAUGUCCGUGUCCCAAGACACAGAUUCCAAGCAAAACGCAAACCCCGCGCCAACCAUGCUAAAACUCGGCUCGCCGUUGGAUAAUAUUGACCGUCACCAACCUGCCGACGAUCCUGAUUCGUCACAGACCCCCGCCGCCGUGUUUGAUAUUUCGCCCGAGGCUGCAUUACACUUGCUUUGUUUGAAUGUUGAGCGGCUAGGCGCUUACUUUGCUCAGAAACCCAUCAGCCCCGAUGAGCUGCAUACGCAUGGUUCCGCGACUCUAGUUUCUGAUACCCCUGUUGAGGAUGAGCUCAAGGUGAAAAUCGUCGGAUUGCAUGUUAAGGAUUCAGAUGAUCCUGUCGACCCCGCCAAGGCGACGGAAGAAGCGAUUCAGAUGGCUAUCUUGGCGAAGAAGUUCCUGUCAAAGAAGGUGCCACCGAUUCCGUUGAACGAGUAUCUGCUUCGUUUGCAUAGGUACUGUCCUAUGUCUACUGCGGUCUAUCUCGCAGCUAGCGUAUAUAUAUCCAAGAUGACGCUGGUCGAUAAUGUAUUAAGGGUCCUGCCCAAGAAUAUGCACAGGCUUGUGCUUGCUGGUGUUUCGGUUGCUUCAAAGGCUCUAGAGGACUUGAGCUAUCCGCAUAGCCGGGUUGCGAAGGUCGGUGGAGUCAGUGCGCAGGAAUUGUCGAAACUCGAGAUCAGCUUUUGUUUCCUGGCCGACUUUGAGCUGCGUGUUGAUGCGCAGAUGUUGAUGAACGAAGCCUUGCGUCCUCAGACAACCCUGGAAUAA